AAUUCCUUCACCCAGAGCAGAACCUGACUAACAAGACCAUGGCAGCCCAGAAACAAGCAUCAAUCUGCCUACUAUUCUCCCUCUUAAUCAUCUCCUUGUACAAGUCCUCACAAGCCGCUGGUAUUGCCAUUUAUUGGGGCCAACGCACCGAUGAAGGCACUUUGGCUGACACUUGUGCCACGGGAAACUACCAAUACGUGAAUAUAGCCUUCCUAUCCACAUUCGGUAAUGGCCAAACCCCUGUACUAAACCUAGCCGGGCACUGUAAUCCCAGUGCCAAUGGUUGCGCCGGUCAAAGCACAGAUAUCAAAGCUUGCCAAGCUAGAGGCAUCAAAGUCCUCCUUUCCAUUGGCGGUAGUUCCGGAAGCUACUCCCUAUCUUCAGCCGACGAUGCAAAGCAAGUGGCCAACUACCUUUGGAAUAACUUCCUUGGUGGUCAGUCCAAUUCACGACCCUUAGGCGAUGCAGUUCUGGAUGGCAUUGAUUUCGACAUCGAGGCUGGUUCGGGCCAACCGUGGGAUGAGCUCGCUCGGUCUCUAAACGGAUUCAGCCAACAGAAAAAAGUGUACUUGGCCGCAGCUCCGCAGUGUCCGUUCCCGGAUGCUCAUCUCGAUACGGCCAUCAAAACCGGUCUGUUUGAUUAUGUUUGGGUUCAAUUCUACAAUAACGCUCAAUGCCAAUACGCAGACAAUGCUAACAAUCUUUUAAGUGCUUGGAAUCAAUGGACCACGGUUCAAGCUAGCCAAGUGUUCUUGGGGCUUCCAGCUGCUCCCGAGGCUGCUCCAAGCGGCGGAUUUGUUACGGCAGACGUGCUCAAGUCUCAGGUUCUUCCAUCUAUUAAGAGUUCAGCAAAGUAUGGAGGAAUUAUGCUAUGGAACAAAGCGUUCGAUAGUGGCUAUAGUUCAGCCAUAAAGGACAGUGUCUAGGUCACGCUCAUAAUUAACGCUUUGCUGAACAACUAGUAUAUGGGUUUUUCACUGCCUAUCCUAUGGGGUUUGACAUGUACUUUUAUGGCAACUAGUCUCUAAAUAAAUAAAUAAGAGAAAUAACGUCAUUCUUACUCAA
Carya illinoinensis is the source of this 1065-nucleotide messenger RNA. Its product is annotated as acidic endochitinase-like. The record is from RefSeq and is a predicted model, not a curated record. Gene Ontology annotation, cellular component: extracellular region. NCBI's taxonomy places the organism in Eukaryota, Viridiplantae, Streptophyta, Magnoliopsida, Fagales, Juglandaceae. The transcript has 3 exons. Bases 39 to 926 code for a protein of 295 amino acids. Gene Ontology annotation, biological process: carbohydrate metabolic process. Gene Ontology annotation, molecular function: chitinase activity.